AUGAUUAGAACUUCAGUUCCAUCUGACGUCACAGCCAGCAUAAGCGAUCUCCAACAAGUAUGUCCUAGUUCUGUGGCUGCACCAUCUCACGAGAUACCCAGUAUUACACUGACGAAGGCACCAAGUAUUUUACCGACAAGGAUAUUCAGUAUUACACAGACAAAGAUAUCCAGUAUUACACCGACAGAGAUAUCCAGUAUUACACCGACAGAGAUAUCCAGUAUUACACCGACAGAGAUAUCCAGUAUUACACCGACAGAGAUAUCCAGUAUUACACCGACAGAGAUAUCCAGUAUUACACCAACGGAGAUAUCCAGUAUUACACCGACAAAGAUACCCAUUAUUACACCGACAAAGACAUUCAGUGGUACAACUGCAACGAUAGCCAGCACAUCUACAAGUACACUGAUGGUUCCUAGCUACCUACAACCUAGCAGCCCGGAAUCAGUGCCGGCCGCAAAAACGUCGUCCGAGUCGACACCUCCUCUUCCGAGUGUCGUCACUUCCGUGAGUCUGGAGAAAACGUCACUUCCGACAGUUUCAGAAACAGUAUCAGCGUCAUGCACCGAAUGCCCUUGUAUACAAAGCACCUCGGUAAUCCAAGCGGAGAUGGAAGAGAGCAUCAGAAAAUUAAAAGAGCAGCUUCGUGUCAACCCCAAAAAGCUGUCUUUGUACAAGCGUAAACUGACGAGUGCCUCGGACGACCGAAAAUCCGCUGCCAACAUCGGUUAUGUGGCCGCUUUGAUGCUAUGCAUUAUUCCUGGGUUCGUCAUACUUCUGGAUAUGGGCAGACUAACACGAGAGUUCAAGCAGUUCAUCUCGCGCCUCAGAGACUCCGGUCAAGAUGACCUGAACACUCCUGACAAACAGAACAAAAAUCAAGCGGAAUCUCAACACUCCAGAAAAGCAUUAAUCCAAUCAAGCGGACCUGAACACUCAAGACAAAUAGAACUCCAAUCACGUGGACCUGAACACUCAAGACAAGCAGAGCUCCAAUCAAGUGGACCUGAACACUUCAAAUCAGCAUUAUACCCAAAAAGCCGACCUGCACGUUCCAGACAAAACGAACUCCAAUCAAGCCGACCUGCACGUUCCAGACAAAUAGAACUCCAGUCAAGCGAACCUGAACACUCCAGACAAAUAGAACCCCAAUCAAGCGGACCUGAACACUUCAAAUCAGCAUUAUACCCAAAAAGCCGACCUGCACGUUCCAGACAAAACGAACUCCAGUCAAGCGAACCUGAACACUCCAGACAAAUAGAAUUCCAAUCAAGCGAACCUGAACACUCCAGACAAAUAGAACUCCAGUCAAGCGGACCUGAACACUCCAGAUCAGCAUUGUACCAAAAUAGUCGACCUGCACAUUCCAAACAAACAGAACUCCAAUCAAGCGGAACCUGA
Pecten maximus is the source of this 1401-nucleotide messenger RNA. RefSeq lists its product as uncharacterized. NCBI's taxonomy places the organism in Eukaryota, Metazoa, Mollusca, Bivalvia, Pectinida, Pectinidae. The record is from RefSeq and is a predicted model, not a curated record. The transcript has 2 exons. Bases 1 to 1401 code for a protein of 466 amino acids.